GAAAGGGGAAGCAAGUGUGUGUUUGUGAUGUGAAAAGGAGAAAUGGAGGAUUUGCAGAAGAGAAAGCUAGAAGAUGAAGAGGAAGACGCAGAGGCAGAGGCAGAGGCAGAGGCAGGCAACGCUGAUUUUGUUUCCAAGGAAGAGACACGCUUUCUCAUUGAACCUCUACCUAUACCGAGGAACUCAUUAAUUCCUAACAAAGGAAAUCAGGAGAUUCAGGACCAUACAGUUGCUCGUGACUCAAUUGCUGAGUUGAGCUUCUCUUCUCAGCAAGAGAAGUUGUCUCCAACAUUUUCAGCAGGAAGUGUGUCAAAUACUCUUGGAAACUUUUCUCCUAAUGGGACAAUAGUCUCAAGUAAAACACGUAUAAGAUGGACUACCGAUCUUCAUGAGAAGUUUGUUGAGUGUGUGAAUCGCCUUGGGGGUGCUGAUAAGGCAACACCAAAAGACAUAUUAAAGAUUAUGGACUCGGAUGGGUUGACCAUCUUCCAUGUCAAAAGUCAUUUGCAGAAAUAUAGAAUUGCAAAAUUCAUGGCAGAUUCAGCUCAAGGGAAAUCUGACAAAAGAAUCCAUACAGAGGAUGUGCAUCAUCUUGAUGUCAAAAUUGGCUUGCAAAUUACAGAGGCACUUCAGCUGGAAUUAGAUGCUCAAAGUUAUCUUCAUGAACAGCUUGAGAUUCAGAGAAAAUUACAGUUGCUAAUUGAAGAACAAGGUAGGCAGCUGAAAAAAAUGUUUGACCAGCAGCAGAAAAGUAAUAACCUCUUGAAUACUCAGAAUACAACCAAUGAUGAUACAGCAAUUAGUCAUAAGGAUGUUGAGGUUUCUUUUUCUGGAGGUGUGGGAAAUUACUUCUUCCCUUCCAAGGCCUCUUCAAGCCCAUAAUUUGAUAGUUUUUACAGUUUUCCAAAAGCUUACUCCUUGUAAGAAACAGAUAAACCGAUUUUGUUAUGGGAAGAAAAUCAUUCUUGUUGAUAAUACAAGUGCAAACUCAGUGAA
Messenger RNA from Gastrolobium bilobum, 996 nucleotides. Its product is annotated as myb family transcription factor PHL5-like. Gene Ontology annotation, molecular function: DNA binding; DNA-binding transcription factor activity. The record is from RefSeq and is a predicted model, not a curated record. Lineage: Eukaryota; Viridiplantae; Streptophyta; Magnoliopsida; Fabales; Fabaceae.